Naegleria fowleri is the source of this 747-nucleotide messenger RNA. RefSeq lists its product as uncharacterized. The coding region runs from base 1 to 747 and encodes 248 amino acids. Lineage: Eukaryota; Heterolobosea; Eutetramitea; Acrasida; Naegleriidae. The transcript has a single exon. The record is from RefSeq and is a predicted model, not a curated record.
AUGUCGUCUUCAUCAUCAAUUGUCAACCACAAGUUUUCGUCGUCGUCAUCUGCUUCCCCGAACGCAACCACAGCCUCCUCUCCAACACCGUGUCUACGGAUCAUGUUCACUGGAGUCGUUCCAACUCCUCUUCUCGGAAAAUCCGUUUCGUUUGAACUCCAUCGAGAAUUGACCUCUCUCACCGUUUCUCAGUUGAAAUUCAGAAUAUUGGAUCAAAUUGUGAGUGAUCGAGAGGCAGAGGAAGAAGAAGAGAGAAAUCAUCAUACAAACAAAAAUAAUAACAAUAGUAAUCAUACAAAUAAUAAUAAUAAUAGACAAAAUGUAUCAUCCUCCUUAUCAUCAUUGGAUCAUCAUCACCGUCAUCCUCACAGUUCGGACUCAUCCUCGCCCUCUCAAAAGAUUAGAAUAUUUGUUUCUCAAGCCAAAAUAUUUGGAUUUAAAUUAAUCAAGAUGGGAUUCGUGUUGGAAGAUUCUCAACAUUUAAUGAAAUAUUUGAAAAAUCCAAUUCCAACCGCUACAGGAGAAGAUGAAUUCCCAGCUCUCACAACUUGGCACGCUGUUUUCCAAGAUUAUAACUCGAUGAUUCAGGAUGGAUUGGAGCAAGUCGAUGUCUAUGGACUCAAAGAGAAGCAAGGUUUACAGGCAUUAUUGGGCCAGGCCAGUGAAGAUGCAGCUCCGUUUCAUGCAGGUGAUAUUUCUGAGCCUCCUUCUCGAAAUGGUGGCUUUUCAUGUUGUCAAAUUUUAUAA